Molecule: messenger RNA, 783 nt
Organism: Panonychus citri (citrus red mite)
Lineage: Eukaryota; Metazoa; Arthropoda; Arachnida; Trombidiformes; Tetranychidae
Product: DNA replication licensing factor mcm7-like
Exons: 3
Coding region: 16-783 (255 amino acids)
Biological process (GO): double-strand break repair via break-induced replication; DNA replication; DNA replication initiation
Cellular component (GO): nucleus; MCM complex
Molecular function (GO): ATP binding; ATP hydrolysis activity; single-stranded DNA binding
Source: RefSeq, a predicted model, not a curated record
CCUAUUUUUAUCUUCAUGAAUAAAUAUCCACCACAAUUGAUGAGACGUUUUGAGAUUUAUUUUAAAGCUCCAUCAAAACAUAGACCAAUCUCUGUACGUUCUGUUAAAGCUCAAAGUAUUGGUAAACUUGUAACCGUUAAAGGAAUUGUUGUUCGUACAACCGAUGUCAAACCAAUGAUAACCGUUGGUGGUGUUAACACAAGUCCAUAUGGAAUGAAAAUUCGUGGUGCCAUCAAUAUCUGUCUAAUGGGAGAUCCCGGAGUUGCUAAAUCUCAAUUACUCGCUUUCAUUGAUAGAUUAGCGCCGAGAAGUCAAUACACUACGGGUCGUGGAUCAUCAGGUGUUGGUCUUACUGCUGCUGUUAUGAAAGAUCAGGUUACCGGUGAAAUGAUUCUCGAAGGAGGUGCUCUUGUUAUCGCUGAUCAAGGUAUUUGCUGUAUUGACGAGUUUGACAAAAUGAUGGAUGCCGAUAGAACCGCGAUCCAUGAAGUUAUGGAACAGCAAACCAUUUCUAUUGCCAAGGCUGGUAUUUUGACCACUCUCAAUGCACGUGUUUCAAUUCUGGCUGCUGCCAAUCCUGUCUUUGGGCGUUAUAACCCGAAGAAAUCAGUCGCUCAAAAUAUUCAACUUCCAGCGGCCUUAUUAUCACGAUUUGAUCUUCUUUGGUUAAUCCAAGAUAAACCUAAUGCAGAAAAUGAUCUUCGCCUUGCUAAAUUCAUCACUUAUGAAAUUUUAACUAAUGGUAAUCAUUAUGUUCAAUUGAGAAAUAAUUUAGCAAAUUAA